[Torrubiella] hemipterigena is the source of this 1859-nucleotide messenger RNA. NCBI's taxonomy places the organism in Eukaryota, Fungi, Ascomycota, Sordariomycetes, Hypocreales, Clavicipitaceae. The record is from the annotation of a GenBank genome assembly.
UGUUCGUCAAAGUCCGUCAUCGCAGCAGUCACGUCACCCACUCUACAACAGGUGGAUCAACGCCGGCCUUAAGUGGCCCGUGCACGCAGCUCCGGACGCUGGCUGCUGGUGAAAUUCACGAUUCGCGAUCUCAUCAACCUCAUCCCGUCUACUUAACCAAGCCAAUCACUUUCAACAAAUAUCCUACCCCGGUGUAAACACAAUGGCAACUCCCAGCAAAUACGUCACCCUCGUAUCUGGCGAUGGCUUCGAGUUUGUCGUCAUGAGAGAAGCCGCCAUGAUCAGCCCCAUUAUCAAGGGCAUGCUGGAUCCUACGAGGCAAUUCGCCGAGGCCAAAGACGCCCGCUGUGUGUUUGAAGAGAUGAGCGCGGUCGUUCUCGACAAAGUGGUAGAAUACUUCCACUAUUGGUAUAAAUACCGAAACAGUGAGGAUGUCCCGGACAUGGACAUUCCCGUGGAGUUGUGCCUGGAGCUGCUAGCUGCCGCCGAUUUUCUUGGUCUUGAUCAGUGCGUGCACGCUGUUCCAUUGGUUUCAGCGCUUGCAGAUUGCUAACAGAAUUCAUUUAGGGCCAAUAUGAAAUGAUCCCAGUAUCAUGACGAAUUACGAAACAUUUACCUCGCGGUGACUACUAUCGCUUAGACUGGCUGGCGUUUAUGGCGUUCAAAAUGGCACUCAAUGAAAUUUACUUACAACAUAUUAGCAAUACUACUGACUCUAUCACACACCUUUAUUUCAACAACUGCGAAGUUCAGCCAACCGUGACUGUUAUCACCCAUCCAGCAUUUCGUCCUCUCAACGCUUCCCCGUGAGCAGGGCGACUAAAAGGGAUGGAAGAUUGAUGAUUCCAUAUCUACUAGGCUUUAUCCGAUUGCACCCUGGAUACUUGCUCUUAUUCACAGGAGAAUACAUUUCCAACACUAAUGAUUGCGUCCUCAAACGUCUGAGAAAUCUCCGCGUGAGUAUAUUUCAAGAGACCACUACUGCCCUCUACGGCACGAGAUCAGAGUAAACUAGCUCAAAUUAAGCUUUUCUUUAAAAUCAUUCGUUGUAUAAAUCUAACUGCGGCUCUGUUUGUAGAUGGUCUACUGGGCAGCUUCGUUCUCAUUCGCCUUGAGCUGCUCUAGAAUCUCGGAAAACAUCGUCUCAGCGGCCGCAUCUGAUCCAGCCUCCUUCCAGAGUUGCAAGUUCUCAGCAGUAACCUCCUUCUUUUCAAGGUAGUGCGGGAGCAAAUCACGCGGGGUUCUGAAGGCGGCCUUGGUAGGAACACUCUUGAGUCUGAGCACCUUGCAGAUAUCCUCAAGAUGAGCAGCCGAUUUCUUACCGCCACCGCCACCGUAAGAGACAAUUCCUGCAGGCUUUCCGGACCAUUCAUAGAAUAGAUAGUCCAGAGCGUUCUUCAAACCAGCAGGUACACUGCCAUUGUACUCGGGAGUAACAAAAGCGUAAGCAUCAUACUGACGAACCAAGCCGGACCACUUGCGAGAAAAGUCAUUGGCGUAGUGAGGAGUAGGAUCCUCCUUGGGCAGGCCACCAGGGUGAGUUGGCUCGUCGUAAAGAGGAAGCUUUUGAUCAACAAUAUCAAUCAAAUCGAGAGUGACGCCGGCGGUGGCUGCGAGGGGCUUGAGGAGAUCAAAGACAUGGUUGGCAACGGCGGGGCCAACGCGGUUGGUCCUUGUGCUGCCGAUAAUGACGGCGAUUUUCUUUUGGAGAGCCAUGGCUGUUGUAUAUUUUGUUCUUUCAGUCGAAGUUAUUAGAUAUGAAAAGGUGAAGCAAUGUAUCCGUAGAGGUGCGGCCUUUUAUCUACCACCAAACUGGGUUGUGUCCCGCCAGCGAUGUAUCGUGUUCGAUAGUGGAGGCU